AUGAGAGUCGAAGGGAGCAAGAAUAAUGAAGCUAGUACAGUGGGAAAUGAGCAAGGUCAAGAAGAAACUGGAGGAAUGGAUGGGAGAUGCUCACUGAAAAAAUGGAUGUUUGGAAUUUCAAUUGCUAUCUUUACAAUCGUCAUGAUCUUGAUUGGGCUGAAUUUUUUCAUUCCGCAGUGCUACAGCUACCAGAGAAAAUGCAAAACAGAGGACGGAAUUGUCUGGUUCGCAGGCGCUUGGAAAAAGACUCGCGACGAGAGCCGAAAAUACUGCGAAAAAGCAGGAUUUCAGCUUGCAAAUAUUUCGAUUGCUGAAAAACUUUUCGAAGAAAGGAGUACUUUCUUUCCUUCAAGAAGAAUUUUAGACGGCUCAAGAAAUUUUUGGAUAUCAGAUGAUGAAUACAGCAGAAAUUUCACGAAAAUAAAAUCUGGAUAUAUCAGUACGAGUCCAAGCAUGGCGUACGACAAAUCGACAAAAAGAACCGCGGUUGAUCCUGCGGUUCUCCAUGUAGAAGCAGAACAACAGAAGAAAAAGAGAAAAUGGCUCAUUGGAAUUCCCAUUUCGCUGGUUAUCGUUGUGCUCAUUUUGGUCGGCUUGAAUUUUCUCUUUCCUCUUUGCUUCUGCCAACAACGAAAGUGCAAGACAUAUGAUGGAAUGGUCUGGUUCGCUGACAGCGGGCUGAAAACUCGUGAAGAAAGUCGAAAAUUUUGCGAAAAUUUGGGCUUUCAACUGGCAAAUGUUUCCAUCGCCGAAAGCCUUCUCGGUGGGUGGGGACAUCUUUUUGAUUCUCGUCGAAAUUAUUGGAUUUACGAUCGCGAUUACAAGCGAAAUAUUACAAGUGGUUUCAAUAAAAUGAGCUCAAGCAUGGCAUACGACAGUCAUCACGGAUGCAUUACUUUUCUCAGAGCAGACCAGGCACUGGUUUCAUAG
This is a messenger RNA of Oikopleura dioica, 930 nucleotides long. Lineage: Eukaryota; Metazoa; Chordata; Appendicularia; Copelata; Oikopleuridae. The record is from the annotation of a GenBank genome assembly.